GGGAGAGGCCCAAAUAAGCUCCUUAGAGGCCUACUGUGCGCCAGGCCCUUACCCUUCUUAUCUCAUCUUGUCCUCAUUGUACACAUUGGGGAGAAGGUAGCAAGAGGUUAGGGGCCUUGCCCAGGGUCAGACAGCUAGUAAGUUUCCAAGGCUGAAUUUGAACUUGGGGUCUUGCUGACUCCAGGCCUAGAGAGACUGAGGACAGGAGUCUGUGGAAAAGACCAGAGGGAAUGAGGAAAGGGACUGCUUGUUCUGAGCGCCAUGGAAGGGGAGACUCGCCUAGGGUCCCAGGGGGUGACCCUAGGGAUCUGUGCUGGGCCACCUAGGCAGCUUAGAUCACAGGCAUUUGGGAGAGAGAGAAGCAGCUAGUCUGAGGGUGGAGCCGGCCCAUCUAUCCGUCGCCCACCAGGACCCAGGAGGGGGGACUGUCCUGGGUCCCUCAGAGGCCAGGCUCUGGCCAUGAGCAUCGAGUGGGUGGGGCAGGUGGGAAGGACAGCAUUUAGUAAGCGCUUACUGUGUGCAGAAGAGAAGGUUCAGGUGGGGCCCAGGUGGAGGCGGCAACCACAGAGAAUGAGGGGGAACAGCGGCAGAGAAAAGCCCAGGAGUCUGUGAGCAGCGCUGUCCCCCAGUGGGGGGUGCGAGCAGGGGCAAGUCCAGCUGGCAUCUGCCCAUACUGCUGGCUGACCUCACCGGGCACCCCCCCUCCCAGCUUCCAGUCCAGCACGUCCGGCCAUCUCAGACUCGGGGCCUUGAUCUGUUCUCGCCUCUCGCCUCUUCCCCUGGUUUGACCUCCAGGUACACAGUGAGGCACACGCAUACACACAUGUGCACACGUGGUAUUGUGUCCACUCAAGGCCGUCCCUGGGCAUGUGCCCAUGUUGCCAUGAGGAGCCUCACCAGGCCCAGAGCCGCCCUCCCUUCUGGGCCAUGUGAGGUACUGUAUAGCCACGGCCCUGGCGGGUCCCAAGCUCGAGGUGGCCCCUGGAAGCAGACGCCGAGGACAAGGAUCCCUGGAAGAUGAAGAUCCCUAGACGGAGAUGUCUCUCCUUCCUUGGCCAGCCCCAGGGCCUGUGCUCCCUCCUCCUGACCUUUCCCACCUCCCCCUGCCCUGCUUCCUGGGGCCUCCAGGAUCAGACAUGCGACAUCUUCGUGGCCUCAUCUCCCCGUCCUGGCUUGCGCUGGAGUCUUCGCCCAGCGUCCACUCUGAGAAUGUUGUCUCCCUCCCAGACGGCCAUGCUGUGUUCUGCCCAGGGCCUGGUACGCAGCGAGUGCUUCAGCGGUGCUCGUCAGCUGACUGUGGGCCUCACGACCCAGGCUUCACAGGAUCUUCUGCACUCGGUGCUAUAGGACGUCUCCCUCCAUUGCCAGACCUCGCAAGGCUCGGGACCAAGAUUUCUCCCCUCCUUGCAGUCGUCUCCCCUCCAGCCCCCAGCCCCGGGGUGCUGGUAAGCCUGGAGGGUAGCCUUGCUGGGGCAAGAGCUGCACCAGCCCCCUCAAUGCAAAAACCAAGUGGGAAUAGCCAUGAGGAAGGGGCGCCCCUUGAGCCCCUGGUACUAGGGCUCAGGCCCUGGGCAGAGCUGUUGAGGAGCCAGUGGCUCAGUCAUCCUGGAGCCCUUCAUGAGAAGGGGCUGGCCCCGGGGGUCUCAGCCUUGCCCCUCUGGACUUUGAACAGCUGUGGAGGGCGUGGCCUCAACCUCAGCUCGGGCUUCAGGGGCCCACAGGACCGGGCACCUGGUCCCAUCCCCAAGCCUCAGCUCUCUGCUGAGAGGCCUCCCGGCCCCCUUCCUCCUUGCCUGGGAAUCGGCACUUGCUUUUCUGUCCUCGCCCCAUCAGGGGUCAUCUCUGAGCUCCAGUGGGCACCAGCCAGUCUGGGGAGGGCACCUACCUCUGUGCGGCAGCCAGGCCCUCUCGGCUGUGCCGUGGGUGGGUGUCCUGAGGCCUGGCGGGGCCUGCAGGGCUGGUCUCUGUCGGUCUUUCAGACAGUGCACGACGGAAGGCAGUUUCUGAAGUACAUCGAUCCAAAGCUGGGCGUCCCCUUGCCAGAGCGGGACUAUGGAGGAAACUGCCUCAUUUAUGAUCCAGACAACGAGACGGACCCAUUUCACAACAUCUGGGACAAACUGGACGGAUUCGUUCCCGCUCAUUUCCUUGGCUGGUACUUGAAGACCCUGAUGAUUCGGGACUGGUGGAUGUGCAUGAUCAUCAGCGUGAUGUUCGAAUUCUUGGAAUACAGCCUGGAGCAUCAGCUGCCCAAUUUCAGCGAGUGCUGGUGGGAUCACUGGAUAAUGGACGUGCUCUUAUGUAAUGGGCUGGGCAUCUACUGUGGCAUGAAGACCCUGGGCUGGCUUUCUCUGAAGACGUACAAGUGGCAGGGACUUUGGAACAUCCCCACCUACAAGGGCAAGAUGAAGAGAAUCGCCUUCCAGUUCACACCCUACAGCUGGGUUCGCUUUGAGUGGAAGCCCGCCUCCAACCUUCGCCGGUGGCUGGGAGUCUGUGGCAUCAUUCUGGUUUUUCUCUUGGCAGAACUGAACACCUUCUACCUGAAGUUUGUGCUGUGGAUGCCCCCAGAGCAUUACCUGGUUCUCCUUCGACUGGUCUUCUUUGUGAAUGUCGGAGGCGUGGCGAUGCGGGAGAUCUAUGACUUCAUGGAUGACCCGAAGUCCCAUAAGAAGUUUGGGCAGCAGGCCUGGCUGGUGGCGGCCAUAACUGCCACUGAGUUCCUGAUAGUGGUGAAGUACGACCCCUACACGCUGACCCUGUCGCUGCCCUUCUACGUGGCCCAGUGCUGGGUCCUGGGCACCGUGCUCAUCCUCACGUGGACCGUCUGGCGCUUCUUCCUUCGGGACAUCACCCUCCGCUACAAAGAGAUCAGACGGCAGAAGCAGGAGAGCAGGGGUGAACUAGACCGAGCUGCGACCAACGGCAGCGAAGGAUCUUCUCCACUGCUAGAAGAGCAAGACAGAGACGGGCAGCUGUGAGCAGACGGACUGGCCGCCCCCCUCCCGGAGACUUCGUGUGGGGAACGGCCGCACCGCCCUCCCAUCCACCCCAGGGACAGGCCCUGGAGGCCUGUGGGAGCCCAGGCAGCCAGGGUUUAGGGCGGGGAGACCCCGGAUGGGCACCAUCUGCCCAGUGACGGCGAGAGGACGACAGUGGUCCGGGGGCAGCUCGGGGGAACCCUGGCCUCCAGGGUCAUCCUCUUCCAGCCGCCCCCGCCCCCUGGCCCAGCAGCUGAGCUCCAGGAUAGAAGGAGGGUUUCCAUUUAGUUCAGCUCCACCCUCCGGGCACUCCUGCUGGGCUGGAGGGAGGCCCCAGUGAACAGAUCUCCCAGAAUGACCUGGGGGCUGCCCGUGGGAACAGAAGGCCCGAUGACCAGGGAGGGGCCUUGGGUUUGGGAGCUUCGGUCUGGGGAGGGCCUGGCCUGCCCUGCUCUGGGGGCUGGGGCCCAGGUUGGAGGGACUGAAGAGGGGGAGGGGUGGUGUCCAUUAGCUAGCGUGAACAGAGCAAAUAAAGUCGAAUGAUGGAAAGCAGUCCAGGCCACGAGUUCUUCCUGACACUCCGACCCACUCUAGGCACUGGCCCUGAGCAGCCUCCCAGAGUCCAGCCCCUUCAUCCGAGGGAUGGGUCCUGCCAGUUUGGCCCUUGCCAACCCUCCC
This is a messenger RNA of Dromiciops gliroides (monito del monte), 3659 nucleotides long. RefSeq names its product phosphatidylserine synthase 2 (gene PTDSS2). The record is from RefSeq and is a predicted model, not a curated record. Lineage: Eukaryota; Metazoa; Chordata; Mammalia; Microbiotheria; Microbiotheriidae. The transcript is spliced from 8 exons. The coding region runs from base 1038 to 2981 and encodes 647 amino acids. Gene Ontology annotation, molecular function: L-serine-phosphatidylethanolamine phosphatidyltransferase activity. Gene Ontology annotation, biological process: phosphatidylserine biosynthetic process.